Mytilinidion resinicola is the source of this 855-nucleotide messenger RNA. RefSeq lists its product as uncharacterized. The record is from RefSeq and is a predicted model, not a curated record. The coding region runs from base 1 to 855 and encodes 284 amino acids. The transcript has 3 exons. Lineage: Eukaryota; Fungi; Ascomycota; Dothideomycetes; Mytilinidiales; Mytilinidiaceae.
AUGCCUCCCGAACCCGCAGCCGAAGAACCCUAUGGCAUAAUCAUCGCCGGCACUGGAAGCCACGAAAAACCAUUCCGCGUCCCGCAAUCUGCGCUCGAAAAAUCGCCAAUCAUCAAAGGCUGGAUCGAGGAAGGCUACACGCCACCUUCUUUACGGAAAGGCGACGCGCUCUACUUCCCAUGGAGCGAUCCCGAGGUCGUCGGCGUGACAGUAGAGUAUUUGAAGUCGACGGCGGAUGGGCUUAUAGCUAUUCUUGCUCCGCCAGAAAGAAAGACUAAGGAUGUGUUGUUUUAUUUGAACAUGUACAAGUUUGCUACGUGUCUUGGACUGAGCGAGCUUUGUGUCGGAUCAUUCCACAAGAUCAAAGAGCUUACACACGAUACCAAGACCUUCCUCACCGUUUUGAGGGUCUCUACGGAGGAGAAAUCGAGUCUCGUCGAAGAUCGACGAUUCAAUGACUUCCUAGUGAAAUAUAUCAGGAAGAACGCUGAAGUGUUGAAAGACUCAAGCUUCGCUAAAAGCACUAUCUUGCAAAACAGCGCGUUGGGCUGGAACCUCUGUUCGCUGCUGCUUUCGUCGCUUGGUGGGACUAGUGACAGCGCUAGAGCUGGAGUGAAUGAUUCCACGCCUUCACCACUUCUCACACCUCCAAGCAAGACUAGUGCGCGAACUACACCAGAGGUAGAGCGACGCAAGAGUCCGUACUCGUUCAACCCCUUACAGAAAUCUUCAAGCCCCCGGCAAAACCCUACCCGAGUUAAGAAGCCGCCACAGAAGGAAGGCGCGAGGAAGUUCAACGCAACCGUGGAAGAAGUUUUUGAUGAAUACUUUUCAUCUAAGCGCGCAUCGUCGUAA